AUGUUGGAAAUUUUGUUAAGUAAGAGACCACGUAAAUCAGAACCAGUCUCAGUUGUGAUAUUCAGAAAGUUUGUUGUUAUAUUAUUUGUAUUAAUAGCAUUAGUUGUUCUUGUCAUAUUAUCAAUCGGAGUAAAUAAUGAUACACCAACUAUUACAAGAAAGUAUUCUCAAAUGGAUAAGUUCCCUGUACCAGAUAGCGGUGUAGAUGGUACAAAUAAUGAAUAUGUAAAUCAACCUACUUAUGAUAGCAACGGUAUAUUUUUGAAAGGAAGUUUUUUACCAGAUAAUUUAUCAUUUGUCAUUGGUGAUGUUAACAAGACUCAAAAUCAAGGAGAUAUAAAUUCAUUAAUUUUGAUUGUCGAGAUUACGGAUCCAAGUUAUAAUGCUACUAGUCAUAGUUCUAUCUAUUUGUCUGUUUCUAUGCGUGAUCAAGAAUAUGAUCCAUUUAAUGAUACACUUGCUAAUGGAACUGAUGAUUAUUCAACUUUUGUCAAAUCGCUUCAAGAAGAUGUUUUACAUAGUAUAGGAAAUGAUUAUGCUUUGGCAUCAUCAAGAAAAAAAAGGACUGUGUUAAAAGAUUCACCUCUAAAUGAUUUGGGACUUCCACAAAAGUAUCCAGAGCAACCUUAUGUUGUGACAAAUGAUCGUUCGAUAGGAACAGCAGAGAAUACAAAAUCUUCGAAGUUCAUCAUAACUCCUCAGAGUUUUUUGCUUGAAACUGAGGUUGAACAAAGUAUUCAUCUUAUCAAACCAUCUUCAUUAAUUAUUUUAGGUUCUGAUUCGAUUAAACCAUGGGGAUUUAUACAAGAAAGGAUCCUUAAAAAUGAAACACGUAAUAAAUUGAUGUCAGCACCAUUUUUUAAAAAGGAAGGGACUCCCGAGGAAAGGAUUGAAGCAUUGGAAACAUUUCUUAAAGACCAUGUUGUCGAUGUUAGUUUGAUAGAUCAGUCAAAUAAAUCAUCUUAUCAAAAGAUAAAUCCAUCAUCAUAA
Messenger RNA from Entrophospora candida, 990 nucleotides. NCBI's taxonomy places the organism in Eukaryota, Fungi, Glomeromycota, Glomeromycetes, Entrophosporales, Entrophosporaceae. The record is from the annotation of a GenBank genome assembly.